Molecule: messenger RNA, 10095 nt
Organism: Bicyclus anynana (squinting bush brown)
Lineage: Eukaryota; Metazoa; Arthropoda; Insecta; Lepidoptera; Nymphalidae
Gene: Ehbp1
Product: EH domain-binding protein 1
Exons: 25
Coding region: 288-3425 (1045 amino acids)
Molecular function (GO): protein binding
Source: RefSeq, a predicted model, not a curated record
CAUAUUUGGUAAAAACGUCAAAAAUGGUCUGAGAUUUGCGUUUUGCUGCAGUGUUUUACAAAAAUUCAUGUAAAAAUAAAUCGUGACCUCGCUGAGUCGUUUCUUAUGUGAUACCUACAAUAGAUACACUAAAAUACUUUCGUGAUAAUUUUACCAGUGAAUUGUAACAAAAUGACCUCCAGUUAAGUGACGGCCCAUCGAGAAGCUUAUUUUGAGCGAGGCGAUAUGCGCCGCCGCAGAUAAUCGCCAUUCUGUUGUAGCAUCGAGUAUAUUAAGGGGUUAUCAAAAUGGCGUCGGUGUGGAAGCGUCUCCAGCGAGUCAACAAACGCGCCGCCAAGUUCCAGUACACCGCCGCCUACCACCGGAUCGAUGUUGAAUUGACGCCUAAAUGGAAACCCAACAAAUUGAGCAUUGUAUGGACUCGCCGGUCGAGACGCGUGAUAACUGAGCCUCUAGAAUGGGAGCCUUCUUUGAAAGACCCAUUGAAAGGGUCGGUGAUAUUCGCUGUCCCGGAGAAUCAGACGGUGGCGGUGACGUUGUUUCGCGACGCGCGCACCAACGAGCUCGAGGACAAGGACUGGAUCUUCGUUCUGGAGGAUGUGUCCCCAACAGGGAAGCGACGGCGGUUAGCGGCGUGCGCGGUGAACCUGCGUCGGCACGCGUCGCUGGCGCCGGCGCAGCGCGCGCUGCGGCUGGCGCUGGAGCCCGUGUCGCGCAAGCUGAAGGCGGCGCGGCUGCACCUCACGCUGCACUGUGUGCUGCUGCGCGAGGGGCAGGCCACCGAUGAAGACAUGCAGUCGCUCGCGUCGCUGCUGUCUGUGAACAACAAUUCCGACAUCGCCGUGUUGGAGGACUUGGACGAGGACGACUACACGCUCUCUGACAACUCCACCAGACAGAUGUUCGAUUUACGCCAGCAAAUGGAGGAAAUGACCCAAAGUUUGACCAAUAGCGACAUAGCGGCUACCCCUAACAGCGUUCAAAGUCUCAAUUUCGACAAUUCGCGCACUCCUACUGCCCCAAUGACCCCUGAAUCUACCACCCCCACCACUCCUAUACCUUCAAAAGAAGUCCCCGAUUCCAAUGACGCAAAAGAACCUAACCUAAAAAUACCUGAGACAUCUAUAGCACCGAAGUCAAGACCAGAAUAUUUGAGCAAUCUAACUAAACUAGCGAUGAAAACAGAACCGCAUAGCGUUCCCAAAUUUACGUCAACGCCAAAAAUUAUUCCAGCGACAACGGAUGAGAGUAAGGUAGACAAUUUAAAAUGGGGAGUGUUGAAGCCUAAAACUAUAGCAAAAAGGAACCUUAAGCCGUUGGAAUUAAAGAGUAAUUUGAAUAACAUAAGCCUGGAUACAAACGACAAUGAAAAGGAAAUUGAUAAUGACAAAACGCCGGUCGCUGAUGUGGAGAAGUUUUUAUCUGUCAAGGGAUUGGAUAAAGACAAAACACCGGUCCAAGAUCUUCUGGAGUGGUGCAGCAGUGUGACACGCGAGUACAGCUACUGCCGCGUCACCAACCUGUCCACCAGCUUCCGCAACGGGCUCGCCUUCUGCGCCAUCAUCCACCACUACCGGCCCGACCUCAUAGACUUCUCCGGACUGCAAGCAGAGGAGGCGGAGGUGAACGUGCGCACCGCACUGGAGGCGAGCGCACGGCUCGGCAUCGCUCAAGUGCUCACGGCCGCGGACGUGUGCAAGCCGCCGGUGCCUGAUAAACUUGCGAUUAUGACGUACCUGUUUCAACUGCGUGCGUACUUUACGGGCAACGAGUUGCAAGUUGAACAAUUGGGCAACGACGAGGCGGAGUCGUCGUACAUGGUGGGACGCCACGACACGGACGCGUCCAUGCCCGCUGAGCUGUUCAGCAGAGAAGUGAGCACGCGUCGCUCGCGCAACAUGGCCGACCGCCCGCGCCCCGUGUCGCAAGGCUCGCAGGAGUCGCGCCAGUCGCAGGAGCGCUCGCCGGACAAGUCGCCGGCCGCAAUGCGCGACGUGCGCGACAUGCUGCUGCAGUCCAAGACCAUCCUCGGCAAGAUGCUGUCGCCGGCCAAGGAGCGGGAGAAGCCUACCGCCAAGUGGUUCGCUGACCCGCUCAAGGCCAACGAGCCAAUACCCGCGAGGCCUGAAAAGUUGAUGACGCGGAAGGAGUUUACGGAUCCCUUCGCCUCAGACGAUGAGGAGGAGCCUCCUCCUCCGCCUACAAAUACAAUUACUAACACAAAUACCAAUGAUAUUGCGAAUGGUGUAAAACCAGAACAGAAACCAACAAUAGAGCCAGCUAUUACAGACCCGUUAACCAUUCAACAACCAGAAAUAGUAACCAAUGGAUCCAUACCAGAAAAACCUAAACCAGUGACGCCUGAAUUACCAAAACCAACGCCGCAAUUGUUAUCGCGUCAUGACGAAUUGAAAGAGAGAGCGAGACAGCUGCUGGAAGCCACGAAACGCGAGGCGAGGGAAAAGGACAAAACUAAACGGCAGAACAGUAAAGAGGGUGACGAAAAAAGUGAAAUUUAUAAUGGAGUCAAAAAUGGAGACGUGGGAAGUCCUAAAAAGCCGGUAACAGAAGAGGAAAGACAGGCGAUGCUACGCGAACGAGCGAGAAAGUUGAUAGCUGAUGCAAGAGCAGGCAUUGUCAGCCCAACGUCCCCUCUGUCACCGUCGCGAACGCGUGGUACCGUGGAAAUCAUCACCAAAGAGUCUGUAUUGGAAGAACUGGCUGCAGCGGGCGGUGUGGAGAGCUUAGAGGGCCUGGUGCCCAGACCUGAUUCCGCGCCUUCCAGUCCCGGCUCGAGGAAAAGUGCCGCAAGUCCUGAUAGAUCUGAGCACGCGAGCGAGGACAGUCGCAGCGCGCGCAGCGUCACGCCGCCGUCGCCGCAGCGCCUCGCCGCGCUCGCCGACCGCCUGUCGCCCGAACACUUCAACAUACUGGAACAGGGUCGCGAGACGGGGUCGUACAUCGCGAGCGAGCUGGAGGCGCUGGAGAAGGAGCAGAGCGCCAUCGACGAGAAGGCGGCCGCGCUGGAGAAGCAGCUGCGCAGGGUCAUGGACGCCGCCGACAACACUGAGGAGGAAGACCGGCUGAUGUCGCAAUGGUUCAAUCUCGUCAACAAGAAGAAUGCUUUACUAAGAAGACAGAUGCAACUUAACAUUCUGGAACAAGAGGAAGAUCUUAGUAGAAGAUGUGAGCUUCUAGAUAGAGAGUUGCGUCUGUCUUUGGGUGUAGAAGAGUGGAGAAAGACUCCUGGACAAAAGAGAAGAGAAAGACUGUUGCUACAGGAGUUGCUGGCGGCUGUGAACGAAAGAGAUCGCCUGGUGCAAGAAAUGGACGAGCAGGAGAAAGCGAUAGCAGAAGAUGACGAAAUCCAACGUAACCUGUCGAACGUGGAGAUUCAAAGGAAAAACAACUGUAUUUUACAGUGAAUAAGGACUAAAACUUAUCAACGCUUACUUAGGCAAAUAGCUUAUAUCAACGAGACAUCGACUCAAAAUGACUCGCGAUUCGGUUAGUUUAUAUACAUAAUAUGGAUACUAUUGAUUAAAUUUUUGAUGUAAUUUCUAGCGAUGUAUAGAGUGAUUUUCUGAGAUGAGCUUGUUUGGAUAUUGUUUGAAAGACGUAAGCAAUAGUGCAAAAUGAGUUUUUGUUAUUUAUGCAAUGGAAGAUAUUUUGAAAUAUCAAUUUGUUUUUGUAGUCUCUACUGUGAUUCUACAUCUUAGGUUUUGUGUACAUUGUUUGAAUAUGAAAAUUUUAAAAUUUCCACAUUCAAACAAUGUAUUCAAUUUUAAGUUUAUACAAUUUGAAAAGAAAAUAUUUAUUGUUUUUAUAUUAUAAUCUAAAAGAUUUGCCUAUGAUUUUAGAACUUGUCUCAACUGACGCAUCUCAAAAUAUCACCCUGCAAAUGUCCAUUAGACAUUAAAAUCUAGAUAUUUGUUAAAAUUCUGCCUUUUAAAUAGAUUGAAAAAAGUUGAAUUCUUUUGAAUUUUGUAAAGUUACAUAUUUGAAAUGAUACGUUAUAAAAGUAACAAUAUUUUUAUUUGAUAAUAUUGACUGCGAUAAUUUAUUGUAAAAUUCGUUUUUUUAUUAUUAAUAGUUUUUUUCAAAUUAUUUUUUAAUAUUUAAUUAAAUAUAGUGACUAAUAUCGGCGUUACUGUUGUAAGUCGAACAAAAUACUCAUAAUAUUUGUUUCCUAUAAUAAUAAUAAAUAAUAAUAAUUAAGUAUUUAAGACUUAACACUUGGGAUGUUUGCACUUGCAAUCACCAUAUAAAAAUAUUAAAAAAUAUGUUUAUAAAACGCCAAUAUACCUUUUGGUUUGCUAAAUUAUGCCUUUAUAGAUAUAUCGCGUAAUAAAAAAGUAAAAUCUAAUUUUUUCAAUGGACUUAAGGGAGUACGUACAUCUAAGCAAGCACACAGACCAUGCUAUACAGGAUGUUCCGUAAUUAAUGGAUAAAACUCAAACGGUAGAUACACCAUCUAAUUAUUUAAAACUAAUUUGAAUAGUUUUCCAAAAAUGCCUAGGGUGACCAAGUUAUAUUUUUUUUUUCGGAUUUUUUCGAAUUACGGGACAUCCUGUAUAAGAACAUAAAAUCGUCCUGUUAUUUUGCGUGCGAAUUGUAACUGUAACAGAUGUAACAGAAGUUAGUCGAAGAAUCCCAAUCGAUAGACGAUUGUAACAAGAAAUAAUAGCCUAAAUAAAUCCUAGUCAAAGACAUUAAUUUAUUUUAGAUAAUAUAUUUACGUUUUAAAAUUUAAAAAAAAACUAAAAUAUUUUUUUUUUUUGUUUAGCCUGUCUGCACGCCAGUGUUUGAAUAAGAUAAUUUGAUAGCAGAAUCAAAAAAUCGAUAGCAAACGUUAACGACGUAUAAUAAAAAAAAAUAGAUUAUCAAAAAUACUUCCUUCGGGUACUAUGCAUUGGUUUUAAUAAGUGCAUCAUCAUUACCAGCCGAUGGACGUCCACUGCCGGACAUAGGCCUCUUGCAUUGGCUUCCAAACAAAACGGUCUCGAGCCGCCAACAUCCAGCUUCUCUCUGCAACCCGCUUGAUGUCCUCGGUCCAACUAGUGGGGGGUUGCUAUUCCAGCACCUUGGGAUUCCAACAUCCAACGGCUCUUCAAACUAUGUGACUUUCGCGACUCGCUGAGCUAUGUCAGUGACUUUGGUUUUUCUACAGAUCUCCUCAUUUCUGAUUCGAUCACGCAGAAAAAUUCCAAGCAUAGCUCGUUCCAUUGCGCUCUGAGUCACUUUGAGCCUUUUUAUAAGGGCCACAGUUAGCGACCAGGGCACGGAUCCGCAAGUCACUGGCAACACGCACUGUUCGAAGACUUUCACUGAAGAAUUUCGGAAGAAAAGAUGUCGCAGAGUUUCCCAAAAGCUGCCCAUUAAUUUUAUAAUAUACUAGCGGACGCCCGCGACUUCGUCCGCGUAAAAAUUGAUGUAAACUUCUCUACCUCUACCUUAUCCUGCUCGUAAACCUACACAAUCCUACCCUACCCUACCCCUACCUUACUCCUACCCUACCGCUAACACUAACCCUACCCUCCCCCCACCUUACUCCUACCCUAACCCUACCCGUACCCUAUCCAUACCUUACCCUACCCUACCCCUAAUCUACCCUUACCCUACCCCUACCUUACCCCUACCCUAACCCUACCCUACCCGUACCCAACCCGUACCCUACCCCUAUUCUACUCCUCCCCUAUACGUUCCAUAACCUUCCCCUACCUCUACCUUGUCCCUACCCUACACUACCCCUACCUUAUUCGUACCCUACCCUACACUUUCCCUAAAUUACCCCUACCCUACCUAUAUCCUACCCCUUCCCUACCCCUAUCCUAUCCCUACCCUCAGCAAAAUUGGUCCAGCCUUUUGUGCGUGGUGCAAUGACCAAAAGACUAUAAUUUCCCAAGCGACUUCUAUGCUAAUACUAUAAAGAGGUAAAGUUUGUGUGGUUGUCGGGGGUAAUAUCUGGAUCUACUGGACCGAUUUGGAAAAUCCUUUUACCAAUAGAAAGCUACAUUAUUUGCGAGUGUCAUAGGCUAUGUCUAGUUCUCAUAUUCACACGGGAACGGGAAACACGUAAUUGAAACCGCGGGGCGUCAUAUAGCGGCAUUUCUGCGACUUUCAGAAAUUUUGUAUUAUCUCCGAAACUAUAUAACUAAUUAACAUACUGUAAAGGGCAAAUCUUAUCUCUAUAAUAUCCUUGUGAUUAUUAAAUAAUUUAUUUUGAUAAGGAUUUAAGUUUAGUUGUGUAAAUAAUGACGUAAACCUUAAUUUAAAAUUUAAAUAAUUUAUUAAAGUACUAAAGGUACUAUAUCUGCUAAAAUAUAAAAGAUAGAUAUAUGGUGUCGCGGACUUUUUUGUAGAACUUUUAAAGGUUCAAAAAGCCUCCAUACAUUCAUUUCAGUUAUACGCAAUGGUUGAGGCAGCGCAUGCGAAUAAGUAAGUUUUUCGGUCCGACCUGUAAGAGAAAACCCGCGAUAACUCAGUAGUUAUAUAUGAUAGAAAUAUAAAAUAUAGCCUAUAGCACUCCCCGAUAACGUAGCAUUCUACUGGUGAAAGAAUUUUUAAAAUCGGACUAGUAGUUCCGAAGAUUACCCCAUUUCAAAAAAUUGUUACAAACUUACAAACUUACAAACUUUACCUCUUUAUAAUAUUAGUAUAGAUUAAAUAUUAUAAGUGCAUAUGGAUUAUGGUAGGAUAAUUGUUCUAAUAGUGUUAGGCGGAUGGGGAUGGCGUAGGUUUGGUUUCAUUCAGACCCAUUAGGAUAGUGUAUCGUUAAUUGUUUAGAUACUGCCAGCAAUAUUUUAUGGGUACGGUUGGUGCGCUUACGUAGAUGUGUAUAGUGCCUUAAAAGUUCGUAUGUUUUUUUUAGAACUAUGUACUGAAACUAUUUCAACACAUAUUUUUAAUCGAAAGUAAAAUCAUCAUUAUAUCUUACUUCACAUUACGCUUUCACACUGAAUCAAUUUGUCAGUUUCUUCAUUUAGUGUUUAAUAUAUUUAUUAAAUAUUGUUUCCAUUUAAUUUUAUUUAGUUAAAAGAAUAUUUUAAAAAAUUCUGGUGCCUUUGAUGUUGUGGGUGAAAAGCACUAUUGGCAUCAAGCUUUUUGUAUUAUGUAUUAUUUAUAUCACCAAAGAAAUACGCCUAAACACUUCUUAAGCGUUCACGCACAUUUCAUAUUGUCGGAUCCGAUUGUCGUAUGAAUCGAUUGCGAUACCAUUUUUACAGUAAUUUAUUUAUGACCUUUAUGUAUAAAUAAACAAUAAAUAAUAGUACAAAAACUAUAGACAGCCUAUAUAUUUUAGUCCUCGCCUGGGUGAUUAGGGAGCCAUGACAAUAGAGGGUUGCGACAGUGAGCGUAGGAGUAUUUCCUAUUUGUUGUCUCUUUCUGUCACUUAUACCCCAUGUAAACUGGAAGGACAGUAUUGUUUACAUUAUGAUAACAAUAAAAUACACUUAUCAAGAGAUUAUCGUUUAUCUAUAUGGAUAUUGAAAUUGAAAUGAAAGGCAGAGUAAUUACAUUAUAUAUAUCAUUUGAAUGUACACCAUCACCAUAUCUAUAUUAUCAUCAUCUCACUAUUGAGUUUAAUUGAUAUUUUCAGAAUAAGAAAAAGAUUAGACCCACGCUGGCUAAAAGAAAUUACCUACGGCUUCUAUUUGAAUAGUACAAAAUCCCUGUAGUUAAAUGAUCGGAUCCGAUAUUAUAUGUGCGACUGCCUUUAUCAAAUCUCGGUUUUAAUUUAAAAGUACAAUGCCAUAGAUAAUUUAAUUUCGUUUAAAUGUACAAAAUAAUGGACUUUAUUUUUUUUAACGUAAACACGCGUACUUUGAAUGAAAUGUAAAUAUUAGUCAUUUUUUUUACUAGUUUUUAAUUGAGUUUAUAUUUAUUUAUACGGCUAUGUUAGAUAUUACCUGUUCUUGCCUGUUAAUAAUGGGCGUUUAUUAUGGUAUGACUUUGGCCAUACUAAAACUAAACUAAAUUUAGAAAAUAAUAUGGACUAAAGUUUAGUUUAUUUAUGGUACGCAUACAUGGACGCUAAAGUGGUUUUAUUUAUUUUUAUAGUCAACAGUGAAUAGUUUCAAGUUAUUUUGUGAGUUAUUUUUAAUUAAUAGAUAAAUAUAUUUUGAGGAAACAUAAAAACUGGAAAAUAAAAAUAUAAGCAAACUUUAUCACAAAUAACAAUAUAGAAAAAUAAUAAGGAAAAAAAAAUAAUAAAUCUAUAGAAUUUUAAAUAAAAUAGAAACUGGUGUUUCUAGUUUAGUUUUAAAAAAAUAUUUAAAAAACAAAGUUUCCUCAUGUAAUAUUUUCCUAAUAUCACUAUUUUAUUUUUUAUUGUACAGGAAAUAAUUAUAAUAAUUAACUAUCUAAAAACAAUAAAAAUCAAAACUAACUGUUUUUGAAAAGUAUUCCAAAGUUAAUUGUUUCCGAUAAAAAAUAUUUUAACACUCUAAAAUAAUUAAAUAUUUGUGAAUCACAAAUAAAAUAAAUUAUCCCUUUAUAAUAAUUAUUUUUAUAUCUUGCAUUAAAGCUAUCGAUCGUAAUAGUUUUAUUACAUUCUGUUUAGCUACUCUAUAAAAUAUCAAAUGCCUCAUGAUAAUUGGUUUAAUGUAUUGUAUACAAAAUUAAAGUGGGAGGUGCUAAAAACGUAAACUUAUGUGUACGUAUUUAUUGUGCAAUCUUUAUAAGUUUUUUUACAUAUAUAUAUUAAAUUAGUUUUAUUUAUUAAAAAUGAAUUAAAAGAAUGAUUGUCGAUGGAAUUUUGGGCUGUAAAAUAUUAACGGUUUAAAAAUUUAUUUUAGAUAUUAAAAAAGUUUUAAUUCGUUGAAUAAUGAGGCAAAUAGAAAAGUACCGCAAAAAACCUAAAGAUAGAAUAACAAAAUUUUAAAUAGUCCAAAUCGUUAAGUUUGUAUAGUCAGUUGCAAUCUUUAUGACGUUUCGGAAUAUCGUGCGCUAAGCUGCGCAAUACAAGUUUUUAGGUAUCAGCGGUAACGUAAGACCACUACUACUACUACCUACUACCAGAAUCAAGGAUUUUCGUAAAUAUAAGAGUUGAGCGUCUCAUCACGAUUAACUUGAUACUCAUGGAAAAUUAACUUGAUAGUUGAUUUAUGUUAGACCGACAGAUAUUUCAACGACAAUCAUUCCAUACAACAGGCUUGGUCUUCAAGCUAACAUUUUUAAGUUCUAUAUACGAGUAUAUAGGACGUGACUUAAAUAUUUGUAUAUAUAGUUAGAUUUUAGUUAUAUAAUACUUUAUCAUAAGAUAUACAUACAAAAUGUAACACAUAGUUAUAUUCAAUGCAUGCAGUGAUAUAUUUCUAAUUAAAAUUGAGCAUUGCCCCAUCAUCUCCUCUAACCUGCAUUUAACCAGCGUGGUGGGUGUAGCUCUAUAUCCCUUCCCCAUAAGGACGGAGGCCUGUCACUAAAGUAUGCUUGUUUUGCCCACAUUAGUUGAUGUAGCAUGUCGGGUUUUCCACAUAAUGUCCUCCAAUCAAUAAUAUUUAACUGUAAAAUUUUAAUUUGGAAUAUAUCUAAAGCUAAAAAAAUAUAUCUAAAGAAUGGCAAGUCGGCUUAGUAGAUAUGUGGUACAAAGUUAGUUUUAAAACAUAAUUCAUUUUAAAUUAUCAUAUCUAAUGUAACGCCAAAGAUAUGAAAUGCAAUGUGAAGAAACUUAAAUAAUAAAGGCUCCGCGAAGGCCACCAAAGACAUUUGCGGUGCAUCCGUGUAUACUAGGGCAUCGUUUCCCAACCUGUGGUCCCCGGACCCCUGGGGGUCCGCGAGUAUGUGUAUGAGGGUCCGCGGUGUCAUCUCUGGACCUAAUCGUUACGCUUACUUAAAGCAAGCAGAUUUUAUUAUUUUUAGAUGAGAGCACAGAUGUGAGAAAUGAUGCAAACUUGCUUGCAUAUGUUCAUUACGAACACAACAACAGUACAAGUGAGGAUUUUUUAUUUUGUUUACCUCUGCCUUCGCACACUACAGGUGAAGCAAUAUUUGAAGUAUUGAACAACUUCAUUCCACUCAUGAAAUUACUUGUGACAGUUAGUAUUGUAGUUAGUUUGCGGCAGUUAGUACCGACGCGACGUUACUCGGGCUAUG